UGUGUGUUUCAUAUGGAACGUUUGUAAAUACUGCAUUGAGAUUUUAGAUUUGAUAUUACUACAAGAUCUACACGACUUAGAUCUAAAUCAAAUGAUGCAUUUAUUCAUUAUAAAGAGCCUGUUUUUGUUUACCUUGCUUUUAAACUUAAAUGAAUCAGAUGCUGUUCUUGAGUGGCUUUUUGGUGACGGGACGGAUCAAGCAAAUCAAGAUCAUUCAACAGAAAAUCAAAAUGAAAAUCCCAUUCGUUUUGAAGUAUUGUCAGCUGAUGAGAAGUUUUUGGAUUAUGCUCGCACGCUAAGUGACAUGUCUCCACUCGAUGCUUGUUACAAUAUUGUGAUAUAUCAUUUGAAAAAAAAAUGUGGUGAACUAACAGAAGAAGAAUUGGGGAAGCUCUCAGUACAACUACUAAAUUGUCAGUCAGAGGCAGAAAAUAGGCCAGUAUAUCCUUGCACCACAUCUAUGAGUCUAGCAGACUGCACAAAAAAAAUGGAUGGAACCACAUGGAACAGUUAUCAAAUUGUUGGGAACAGGGCUCGGGCAAUGUGCUACGCUACGCAGCAGCUGCAGUUCCGCAGGCUGACAGAGAUCACAGUGAACCAGCUGGUCUCUGCAGCCACAGAUCAAAUCCAGUCUCUAAAUGAUCUUAAGACCGGUCAAGAGCAGUUACAAUCCUUGACCUCUGAGACUGUGAGGAAACUGUAUGAGAGCCAGCAAGACCUCCUGUCCACCCAGCAUGCCUUAAGAGAGGCACACGAUGAUGUGUUCAAACACAUAGCUGUCAACGUGAAGGAAAUUUUACAUGAAAAAGCUCUCAUUGCCUCAGGGAACAAGGAACUUGCAACUUUAACAGAAAAUAUAAAGCAAAAACUAGAUAUUACAUCACAGCAAAUUCAAGAGAGAGAAAGCAUUGAGCAUAAAAAACAUGAAAGGAUUUUAAAAGAUUUAAAAGAUAUUCAAGACAAGACAGAGAUUUCCAUCAAACAAUUUGAGCUAAGUCUUGAAAAGCUGUUGAACAAAUAUGAAGAGUUAGAUGGCCAGUAUUCUGGGAUGUCUGUGAACCUGAACAAAAUGAACGUGACCAUUCAUGAACUCAUGUCUUCUGUGUUGACAAUGAGUCAACACCUUGGGGAUAAGAUCCAGUGGAUAACUAAACUAUUGGACGGAGCUGACUUUAAACUGUCCAGCAUUUCCUGCUGCCUACUACACAUGGCCUACUUUUUCCUACUGGCGGUGACUGCAUCAUUCCUUCAGUUUUCUGUGCCAGUCCGUCUCAUUAUGAUGGUCGUCAUUGUGGGUAAUGUUGCAGCUGAACUCAGUUAUGGACAGAGCAUGGAUUUUGCGGGUUUAACUGUAUUUUUGUUUACUGUGUAUUUUGGAUUCAGAUUAACAAUUUACUGCGGACAGAGAUUUAAUGUCAAAACCCAUGCGUUAAACCCUUUUAAGGCGCUCUCACCCAUUAGACCUACUCAGCUGAAACCUCUCUCACGGCAUGAAGUUAAUACAUUGAUGGAACUUCUGCAAAGAUUUUCAGCAACUGUCUCGGAGCAACAAAACUAUUCACCUUCGCCACCAGUCACACAGAAUGGAACAGUUAUCCAUGAUACCAGUUUUCGCCCUAGCACCCCACCUCGUGGAAUAAAUGUAUCCAGAAAUAUUCAAGAGACAACCAUACCAGAAGCCUUAGAUAUAAGUGUAUUUGAGAACAGAGACCAGUUUCGGAGGUCAUUAAUUAAUCAGCUAGGACCAGUCUCAAGAGCUUCCUCAAGGUCAUCAACUCCUCUAGGCAAUGAUUCCAGGUCAUCGACCCCAUCAGUGUCAUCUCGAUGCCUGGGGACAACAGUUGCAGGCACUCAGUGCAGACUUCCUGCAAACGCUGGCUCAGAUUAUUGUCGCAGACAUGCACAAAGAUAGCACGGGUCUAUUGCUUAUGUUUGAAUGUUAAAUCUCGGUUGCUUCAACUGCAGCAUUAAAAAAAAAUGCAAUUUUAUUUAAAUUGAAUUGAUAUUUCUAUAAGAAAGCUGUUAUUAUUUACAUAGUUUGGACUAAACCACUCAGUAUAGAACUACAGUAGGCACAUCUCUUACUCUAUGAUAUUAUGUAUUGUAAGUGUACAGUGAUUUACAUUUGAGUAAAAAAAUUCACAAUUUUUUUCUAAUUAUCUCAACAAUUCUAUAAAAUAACUCACUGUUUUUUUUUUAUUUACCUAUUUAUUUUUUUAAAAAUUCUUUUUACUAUUCUUGUAAAAAUAUUUCCCAUUUCUGUACACAAAACUUUUAUAUUGAGGAAUUUUUUUUACAUCUACCACCUUUUGUUCUACCACCUUUUUAAAAAAAUUAAUUUUUGUAUUGAACUUUUGAAGUUGGAUUUUAACAAUGCUCUCAUACAAAUCGCAUCUAAAUUUGUUAAAAAAGUAGUGCUGUAAAUUACCUUGUGUUCUUAAUUACCUUGUGUUUCUGUUCUAUUUUGCAUGAGGAAUUUGGGUGAUUAUACUUUAGUGUGAUGGAUGUUACAAUUGUAAAUAAAAACUAAACCUGUGUUGUUUAUGGAAAGAUUUUAUUGUUUUAAAAUUGUAUAUAAUUAAUUUAUCAUAAAAUUCAUAUAAUUUCUAAUCUUAUAUUUAAUUUACUGUUUUAUGUCACUUAAUAUUUUUUUUAUAAUUGUAUAUAUGCUUUGGAGAGUUUGGAGAGUUGAAGGUAUGCUAACUGCAAAAUGUUUUUGAUUAUACGAAGAUUCUGGUUAAAGUAAAUUAGCAUGGAAAUCUGAUCAAGAUCUUGGAAUAUUGCAUUAUUAUAAUUAUAAUUUAAUACUGAUAGUUUCAGAAGUUCACAGUAGUCUUUCUAUAUCAUGGCAUUAUUUUAAAACAACUUAUUUAUAAGAUUUACACCUAUAUGUCUUUCUUUCUACAUUAUGUUAUCCCAUGCUUGUAGUAGCAUUGUUCAUGAAAUAAUUUUGUUUUCACUCGCAGGCCUGUUUAUAAGGUAGAUUUAAAUUGAGUUUUAUUUUAGUAGAUUUAAGAAGCAAGAAUAGUAGCUGCCUUAGUGAACAAAUUGCAAUUAGUGUGUUUGCUUUGAUUUGUUGGCUAGUUUUGUCUAUAUUGUUGAAUGAAAUUACGGUACUAUCAUAAUUUUUGAAACUGGAUUAUCAUUUAGUUUGUCCAGUAACUUGAUAGACAGGUCACACAUGUAUUUUUUAAAAGAAUUGUAAGAUCAUUUUUUUUGCUCUAUAUAAAGAGAACUUUGUGAGGCAAUAUGUUAUUUCUCCAGAACCCAAGUAUCAAAGAUUGCUGACUGUGCCAAUAAUUGUGGUCACUAUUGGGUGAACAGAGGCUGUGUAACAUACAUUAUAGCCACUUCCACUCUAAAUACUAAAUUGUUUAUAUUAUUAUAAACAAUGUCACAUGAUUUGUGCUAAUAAUAAACACCUAACCCUUUUGUGGUUGUUGAUACCUAGUUUGUGUGAAUACAAUUUUUUUAAUUCCAUCUAAUGAAUUGUGUCAAAAUUGAUACAAAGAAUUUUGAUUUGUUUGAAAACGUUUUAUCAAAUAAAAUAAA
Molecule: messenger RNA, 3552 nt
Organism: Physella acuta
Lineage: Eukaryota; Metazoa; Mollusca; Gastropoda; Physidae
Product: protein brambleberry
Source: RefSeq, a predicted model, not a curated record